GCAAGCGGGUCGGAGGAAUACUGAAAUACUCGACACUGUGAUUUUAAAUAACGAUAACGAAGGUCACCUUGGGACCUCUGAUCGUGAACAGGUGACUCCUGACAACGUUGUGAAAACCAGUGAGAUUUUUAUUUUAUCAGUGGGACGAUAUUAAAUUUGGCUUUCCAAAGGAUCGGCUUAUUUUUCGUACUUGGAUCACAUUUAUAAAGAAAUCAUGGAGGACGAACAAACAGCACAAAAGUUUAUAAAACCCGGCAGUCAUAAGGGUAAAGGCCUGGCAGUCUUUACCAGCGGAGGAGAUUCACAGGGAAUGAAUGCUGCUGUCCGCGCCGUAGUUCGUAUGGGAAUUUAUUUAGGAUGCAAGGUCUUCUUUAUCAAAGAAGGCUACCAAGGAAUGGUGGAUGGUGGAGAACAUAUAGUGGAAGCCACAUGGUCUUCCGUCUCUUGCAUAAUUCACAGAGGUGGAACCGUUAUAGGAUCAGCUCGUUGCAUGGACUUUAAAGAACGAGCAGGGCGCAAAAAGGCAGCGAAAAAUUUAGUGACUCGGGGAAUCACGAAUUUGGUCGUCAUCGGAGGUGACGGUUCUCUCACUGGUGCCAAUCUCUUCAAGGAGGAAUGGUCCGAUCUUUUGAAGGAAUUAGUCAAGGACGGUGAGCUAACACCCGAACAAGGUGAAAAAUGUUCACAUCUUCACAUCGUCGGAUUGGUGGGUUCUAUCGAUAAUGAUUUCUGCGGUACUGACAUGACUAUCGGUACGGAUUCGGCUCUUCACAGAAUUAUUGAGAGCAUUGAUGCCAUCGUCAGUACAGCAUAUUCUCAUCAACGAACAUUCAUUAUGGAAGUCAUGGGUCGUCACUGCGGUUACCUCGCUCUGGUGGCAGCUAUUUGUUGCGAAGCUGACUUCGUCUUCAUUCCAGAGUGGCCGCCUGAGAGGGAUUGGCCGAACAAGCUCUGCAAAAAAUUAUUGCAGGAGCGUUUAACCGGCCAACGUCUUAAUAUCAUCAUCGUCGCUGAAGGAGCCGUCGAUCAAAAUGGAGAUCCCAUUACAGCAGAAAAUGUAAAGAAAGUGGUCGUUGAUAAAUUGCAGCAAGAUACCAGAAUUACAGUUCUUGGUCAUGUCCAACGAGGAGGAAAUCCUUCCGCUUUUGACAGAGUUUUAGGAUGUCGAAUGGGUGCGGAAGCAGUCAUGGCGCUGAUGGAAGCAACACCCGAAACUGAAGCUUGUGUCGUUACUCUCGACGGAAAUCAAGCUGUUCGUUUACCUCUUAUGGAAUGUGUUCGUCGCACGCAAGCCGUUGCUAAAGCCAUGGCAGAUAAAAACUGGGAUCUGGCUGUUCAUCUUCGUGGAAAAGAGAAAUUUCUGAUUUUUUCACACAUGCGCAAGGGAUUCGUGCGAAAUUUGGAAACCUACAAAAUGUUGACGAGAUUGAAGGCACCAGAUCAUUAUACGAUGGCUGUCAUGCACGUUGGAUCGCCCUCUUGUGGAAUGAAUGCGGCAGUGCGAUCUUUCGUCCGUAAUUGUAUCUAUCGUGGAGACAAAGUUUAUGGCGUUUGUGACGGUGUUAUGGGCCUUCAACAAGGGAAAUUAAAGUUAAUGGACUGGUCAUCAGUUACCAGUUGGGUUGCGCAAGGUGGUGCGUUUUUGGGAACUAAACGUGCCCCGCCAACAAACGAGCAACUUCCACAAAUCGCCCAAAGGCUCAAAGAGUUUGGAAUUCAGGCUCUGCUCAUCAUCGGAGGAUUCGAGGGAUACCAAACGGGACUCACUUUCUAUAAAGCCAGAGACAAGUUUGAUGAAUUCAAAAUUCCGAUAGCCAUGAUCCCCGCAACUAUUAGUAACAACGUGCCAGGAACGGAAUUCUCUCUGGGAUGUGAUACCGCUCUCAACGAAAUUACAGAGAUCUGCGACCGAAUCCGUCAAUCUGCUCAAGGAACGAAGCGACGUGUUUUCAUAAUUGAAACAAUGGGUGGUUAUUGCGGUUACUUGGCCACCGUCGCUGGUUUGGCGGGUGGUGCUGAUGCAGCCUACAUCUUCGAGGAAAAGUUCAAUAUCAAGGAUUUGAAUCAAGAUGUCAUUGCGAUGGCUGCAAAGAUGUCUGAAGGUGUCCAAAGAGGUCUCAUUCUCCGAAACGAGAGCGCUAAUUUAAAUUAUAACACGGACUUCAUGCAGAGACUUUUCUGUGAGGAGGGAAAGGGACUCUUCAGCUGCAGGAGUAACAUUAUAGGACACAUGCAACAAGGAGGCUCGCCUACGCCUUUCGAUAGAAAUCUUGGUACAAAAAUGGGUGCCAAGGCUGUUGAGUGGUUUUCUGAACAACUCAAAAAGUAUUCCACUCCUGAUGGAAAAACUUUGACAGCCGAUGCUGACACCGCUGUUAUGUUGGGAAUCGUUAGGAGACAAUAUAGAUUCACGCCGUUUAAGGAUCUUAUCAACGUCACUGAUUUCGAACAUCGAAUUCCAACAUAUCAGUGGUGGAUGAAACUGCGUCCACUCUUGAAGGUGUUGGCAAAGCAUGAAUCCACAUAUGAAGAGGAAGGUCUCUACAUAACAAUAGAAGAAAUGGAACUCGAAAACGAUCCACCUCUAGUCUAGGUAUUUUAAAUAUUGGAAAUUUACGCAAGGUAACGUUUUUCUAGCCGCAUCUCGAUAAGUGUCUGUACAAUGCACGUUACACUAGGCCAUUGAUUAGUACAGUAUUCAACCAAUGAAAUGAAAAACUAGGAUAAAAUAACGAAAACUAGCAAAUUAAUUUUAUCCUAGCACCAUGCGCUUUACUCGUUGCAAAGACUUAAAAGUCCCAUAUUUCGCAUUAAUUUGUAACACGAAUAUUUUAUGAUGAGCUGGUCACAUCGUUUUAGUGUAAUUUAAAAUAAAUAUAAACACUUCUCCACAAAUAUGCCC
Messenger RNA from Belonocnema kinseyi, 2902 nucleotides. RefSeq names its product ATP-dependent 6-phosphofructokinase (gene Pfk). The transcript is spliced from 16 exons. Gene Ontology annotation, biological process: fructose 1,6-bisphosphate metabolic process; fructose 6-phosphate metabolic process; canonical glycolysis. The coding region runs from base 215 to 2593 and encodes 792 amino acids. The record is from RefSeq and is a predicted model, not a curated record. Gene Ontology annotation, molecular function: identical protein binding; fructose-6-phosphate binding; ATP binding. Gene Ontology annotation, cellular component: cytoplasm; 6-phosphofructokinase complex. Lineage: Eukaryota; Metazoa; Arthropoda; Insecta; Hymenoptera; Cynipidae.